Striga asiatica is the source of this 714-nucleotide messenger RNA. The record is from the annotation of a GenBank genome assembly. NCBI's taxonomy places the organism in Eukaryota, Viridiplantae, Streptophyta, Magnoliopsida, Lamiales, Orobanchaceae.
AUGGUGAAAAAUCAUAGCCGGAGAUGGCACCCGGACGAUAAGAAGAGGCGGCUAACGGUCGCGGUCACUAGUGAUGGUGGAUUUAGGCAAUGGUCGUCGGAGGUGGGUGCGCGGUGGACCGACGGCUUGACGCAAGCGUCGUUGGUGAAGAUGAUGUUGGAGGGUCGACAGUCCCAGCCCAACGCCGCCAACGGCUGUAUCAUAGGUGAAGGUGGUGCAAGCGAUUCGCCGGAAGAGGGGUCAGGUGCUGCUACUUGGAUGGCGUCAACUGGCCGGCACUCGGCGAUGUCAAGCUCGGUGAUUGUUAGAUCGGAUGUCGGCGCCGGCGGUAAGUUGGUGUCAGCUCGGCGUGAAGUUACGAUGUCGGCGGCCCUCGUGUGGUGCCAUCUUGAAGUCCGAGGCCAGCGUCGGGAAUCUCGCGUCGGCUGCAGCCGAAGUGAUCGGCGGCGGUCGCUGAGGUCGGCAGUUGAGGCGCGGUUGACCGUGGUUAUGGCUAUGGUCGGCGAUUCGGGCCUGGCCGUGGUUGCGACCGAGGUCGGCGGUUUGGGCCUAGGCCAUGGUGACGGAUCGAGUUCGGUCUCUGAGGCGUGUCAGGCCCCGGCCGUCGCUUCGAAGUUGACCGGAAGCGGCGAGGAUGUGAGUUUAGCUCGACAGUUUGUUUUUUGUCCCGAGCUGAGGUCGGCGUUGGCUCGCGAAGUCGGACCGACUACAUGA